Molecule: messenger RNA, 1899 nt
Organism: Fusarium coffeatum
Lineage: Eukaryota; Fungi; Ascomycota; Sordariomycetes; Hypocreales; Nectriaceae
Exons: 4
Coding region: 1-1899 (632 amino acids)
Source: RefSeq, a predicted model, not a curated record
AUGUCUGUAAGAAGAAGUUCAAGGCUGGCCAAGACAGAGGCUACGGCUGCAAUUGAGCCAGAACCGGAAUUGGACCAGCCGCCAUCACCUCCACAGCCAAAACAGAACAACAAGCGAAAGGCUGCUGUAUCAGAUUCGGGACCAAAAGCGAAGGUCGCGAAGAAAACGAUCAAGGCUGCAUCUACGGCGAGCAAAAGGAAGGCAACAACACAAGCGCGCGACAUUCCGAAAAUAGACAGGCUCUCCAAUUUGUCUCCAGAAAUGUUUGCCAUUGUCUUUAACAAUAUCAAAGACAAGGCCACUCUUAAUCGUCUCGGUAAAACAUGUAAAACGUACUACUCGCUCACAGCCCCAGUGCUCUACGAGCGCAUUUCCGUUGCUGCAAUGUUUCACGCCCACAUCGCAAAGGCUAUUCGCACCUUGGAGCCUCACCUGAGCAUAAAGCAAAGGAAGCAGCUGAAGAAAGAGGGCACUUACAGGGGCCAGAAAGACCUUUACCCGACUGACCUCAAGCCUGAUGAAACACCUGUUUGUGCAGAGUAUGUACAGCAGCUUAUUGUGGGAGUUGUCAAGGCUGGCAGAAAGCAUGAUUAUAUCGUGCAUCGCUACAUCGAAGAGGCCAUGAAAAACAUGAAAAAUGUUCAGGUAUUUGAGGCUCUAUGUCUCACCGAGUCAAUGGCACAAUCUCUCGCUGGGUACAAAAAGCUACAAGCGUUGUCUCUCGAUAUUGAACACCUUGACUAUCACCCGUUGCGUAAAAUCAAGAACUUGCAACAUCUAGUCAUAAGUGCUGGUUACCAGACUGAUACCGUCAGAUCUCUCCUGCUGAAUUCUAGAUCCAAGCUCAAGACCUUGGAUGUUUCCAGCGACUGUUUUGACUUUUUCGACAAAUGGGACCAAGUCAUAAAAUCCAAAGACCAGAAGCAUUACCUUCCAUGUCUUAAAUCACUCACUCUUUCCAGUUAUGGUUACGAAUUCGAUCCAAAACACAUCCAGGCGCUACUGAAGGCGAUUGACUUUGUUAGGUUGCAAGAGCUGGUUAUCAAGUCUUUGCCUGAUGGUUUGCCUGUGCUGUUCCGAGAACUGACCGGACUCUUCUCGACUGCAACUUCAGGUUCUGGUGUACACCUGCGGAGCUUGGAUCUUGACAUGGGAGAUCGUGGAUGGGGGACAUCCGACAGUCAGAAACAAGAGACUACGGACGCCAAAUGUGAAUUCCUAUCUUCGUUCAACACUCUGAAGACCCUUAAGUUUGACGAUUAUGGUCAAUACAAACUCGAAGUCACUGAAAACCCAGAACUUCCGAGUCACCUUCUUCAGGCUAUCCUGAGACACCAAGAUUUGGAAAAGCUCAGUAUAUCGUAUGGAGGAGUCACUUCCGGCUACCAACUACCAUAUCUGAAGCCAGCUACCGUUGCGACCCUACUUGACAAUCUCCCUCAUCUAAAAGAGAUCGAUAUCGCCCCGGAAGAAAAGGAUUUGGAUGGACUGGCUGAGGCGGUGUCACGUGGCUCCAACCUUGAGGUUAUCGAAUUCUCUUGCACAGAGAGUUGGGCAAAGUCUUACCUUUACGACAGUGAAGACCCUACGAAGCCUCUGCUCCAUGCGGUUCUGAAGGGCUUUCUCGCCAAAGCUAAUGUCAGGGACGAUGAGAAGUUCUGGUGGGAGGAUCACUCCAAGGUCAGGCGUGUAACUGUGAACUGCGAGAUCUACGAGGUCGCGUCAAAGUUUGGCAAGGGUGGCAAGGGAAUUAGUAAGCCCGAGAAAUUCACGCUGCCGGAGUAUCCUCAGCGGGAGGUCAUGUUUCGUAACGUGACUAGACUUCAGCCUACUACAUUGCAUGUUGGAUUUAAUCCACAUUUCACCUGGGUUGAGAAGGUGUCCAAAGACUUGGACUAG